This is a messenger RNA of Thunnus maccoyii (southern bluefin tuna), 2602 nucleotides long. It is a transcript of the gene tekt4, whose product is annotated as tektin 4. Gene Ontology annotation, biological process: cilium assembly; cilium movement involved in cell motility. The transcript is spliced from 7 exons. The coding region runs from base 893 to 2227 and encodes 444 amino acids. Lineage: Eukaryota; Metazoa; Chordata; Actinopteri; Scombriformes; Scombridae. The record is from RefSeq and is a predicted model, not a curated record. Gene Ontology annotation, cellular component: nucleus; sperm flagellum; microtubule cytoskeleton.
AAGGUCUUUAUUGUUACGUCUCAUUGCAUAAGUAUGAGAGAGUAAAAAUCUUAGGUUUAAGCUCAGUAAGGGAAAAACAUAUAGAAUAUACAGUAUAUAUAUAAAAAUCAUCAUUACAGUUUUACCUUUACAUACUAUUCAGGUCAAAUUCAACCCAAUUUUACAUUUCAGAGCAGUAAAAACACCCCAAACACCAUUGUUUUAGCCUGAAAUUUAAUGACUUUUUCUAAGUGACCCAGGGAGUGUUUCGGGUUUAAUUUGGCCGAUAUUUAUUCAAAAAUCACCAUUCAAAACUGUUGUUGCAUUCUCCACAUUCAAUAACAUUCACUGAAAUCAUUCUGGCUGUUAUGUUCUCCUGAUUUAUGUAAGAUGAGACCAUAAUAUAGUAGUAGUUGUAGUGAUAGUGAUUGUGAAUGUUUUUUCUUCAUAAACAAAUAGUGUAAAACCUAAAGAAUUCACUCUCUUUGCUCUCUGAAACUUUAAUUAAGGAUUAAUCAGCCAUUUAUUGCUGACUGAUGAGGUAUUUAUGAAUGAAAAAUGGAUUCGUGGUUCAGAGAUUUUGUAUACAGACUAAUUAUGAGGGGACAGUGUGAAGGGUCAGAGUAUGAACAGUUUAUCGGCUAUUAGAGGUUUUUAUUUGUGAUUAUUUCAGUAAACUGUACUGCGUAUGUUACACUUGUUUAAUAAGUGAUAUUCUCCUUCAAUCAGCUCAUUUGAUAAUUAGUCACCUGAGCCAAAGCUGCUCCUGCCAGCACCUGUAACCAGGCAACACCAAACAAACUGUCUCGGGACUGAAAACUGUUCACCACUGUUGACACUUUAACUUCUGAUGUAGCUGUUUGUUACAGUUUGAUUUCUUUUUGUCAAGUAAGAAUCCUACAAUUGUCAGAAAAUGAGCUGGGAGGUUUUAGUGUCACGGCCACACUUUGACAGCCGAGCGGUGGCCCAGGGAGUCCCGGAGAAGGAGCCGCCAGUAGAACCGGAGGUCCCGCAGCCGUCCUCGGGUUCAGCCACCGCGGGGUACCGCUCCGCUAAAUACACCCCAGCUGAGUGGUUCUCCAAAUACCAUAGCAUCCUCCAGCAGGCAGGCUCCGACCAACAUGAAGCCCGGAGAAUCCAGCGAGGGUCCAAAACUCUGUACCAGGACACCGAGACGGCGACUUUAAGGACCCAGGCCGAGGGAACAUGUCAUCUGGGAGAGAGACUCCAGGAGAUCCACCAUUGGAGGUCUGAGCUGCAGCGGCACAUCGAGCAGCUACUGGCCGACACCGAGUCACUGCUGGCGCUGAAGACGCGGCUAGAGAAGGCGCUGGACGCCACCGAGACUCCGUACGCCAUCGCUACCGAUAAUCUGAACUGCAGGACAAGAAGACUGGGACCAGACCUGGUCAGAGACACAGUGGAGGAGGAACUGUUAAAGGAAGUGGACUUGAUAAGGAGCAUCCAGGCUUUAUUGAAGAGAACUACAACUCAGGUUGUCAGCCAGAUAAAGAUGAAUCGAGAGGCCAAGCAGAUGCUCGAGAUGGACUGGUCUGAUAAGUACCAGGCCUACAACUUUGAUGACCUCAGUGGGAGAUACACUAAUAUGAGUCCAGAUACACGGCACCACCCCAGCUCAGCCACUGUGCAGGACCAGAUGUGUAACCACACGUCAUGGACAAAGUUUACGCAGGACAACCUGUCUAAGGCCUUGCAGGAGGAACAUGCCACUCACAGUCUCAGACUGCUGGUGGAACAAGUGCUGCUGGACACCACUGACGAUCUGAGAGUCCAGUGCUCCAGUGUGGACCGAGCCCUCGGCCAGCGCUGUGGGGAGCUGAUAGAGGCCAAGACCCAGCUGGAGAUGAAGCUCACACAGACCUUGGAGCAGAUUGGAGCCCAGGAGAAGAACAUCGUGGCUUUGCAGCAGGCCAUCCACAACAAAGAGGCUCCUUUAAGAGUAGCUCAGUCCAGACUUUACCUUCGCUCCCUCAGACCCAACAUGGAGCUCUGCAGAGAUGAACCCCAGCUCAGUUUGGAAGGGGAGGUGAGGCAGAUUGAUGCCACUCUGGCGUCUCUGCAGCAGCAACUGAGCGAGGCCAGAGGCUCCCUGUCCCACCUGGAGGAGUCCCGCAUGGCCCUUGAGAAGGACAUAAUGUGUAAAACCAACUCGCUGUUCAUAGAGAGAGACAAAUGCAUGACUCACCGUAAACGCUACCCAACAAUCUCCACACUAUCAGGAUACUGAAGACGAUGACUCUGAGUUUUUGUGUGGAGUUUGCUUUGGCUUCACUAGUUUUUCUAAGUUUAAAAUCUUGAAUUGUUUUGUCUCUUUGUGGUGGUGUGUUGUUUCUAUCAGUGAGCCCGAAAACUCAGUAAACAUAUUUAGUUGUAUUUCAGUCCAUUACAUGAUUAAAAACUGAUUUGCUUACUGUUGCUAUACACUGGUUACUGAUUUAUUAAUCACUUUGUCAAAAGGUCAAUAAAAUGAGUCAUCCAGAACUUCUUACCAAGAGUGCAGGUGCUUAAAAUUGUUAUAUCAGUUUAGUUGUUAAUCAAACACUACUGUAUAAGCAGUUCAUAACUGGUGUGAAUGUGAAAGCCUCAAUGUAAAAAUAGAGUA